This is a messenger RNA of Hippoglossus stenolepis (Pacific halibut), 1971 nucleotides long. RefSeq lists its product as uncharacterized. Bases 94 to 1059 code for a protein of 321 amino acids. The record is from RefSeq and is a predicted model, not a curated record. The transcript has 6 exons. Lineage: Eukaryota; Metazoa; Chordata; Actinopteri; Pleuronectiformes; Pleuronectidae.
UUUGGAGUCACACCUACUUUGGGAGGACGCACUUCAGGACCUGCUCUCUCCUUCUCUCUCGGUUCUCAGACGCUCUCGGCUCAGGCAAUUAAAAUGGUUUUGCUCGAUAUCCUCUGUCACCCGCUGUGGGCUCUUUCCACCGCGCUGCUGGCGCUGGUCGUGCGCCUUCAGCGGAGAGGACGCUGGGAUCCACGUUCCUGCACCGUGCGCCUCAAUGGGAAGACGGCUAUAGUGACCGGAGCCAAUACAGGAAUCGGGAAGUUCAUUGCCAUGGACUUUGCACGACGUGGAGCCCGUGUCAUCCUCGCCUGUCGCAGCGAAGCCCGUGGGAUGGGAGCACUGAAGGAAAUCCGGGAGAAAACGGGAAACUCUGACAUCCACCUGCGUCUGGUGGACCUGUCUUCUCUGGACUCUGUCAGGGAGUUUGCUCAAAGGAUUGUGGAGGAGGAGAAAGCUCUGCACAUCCUUGUCAACAAUGCUGCCGUAUCAGGUUUGCCCAGGCAGAUUACCAAGGAAGGUUUUGAUAUGUCUUUUGCCACCAACCACCUGGGGCCGUUCCUUCUCACCAACCUGCUGCUGGAUCUGAUCAAGCGCUCGGCUCCGGCGCGUAUCGUCACCCUCAGCUCAGUCAACCAUAAGAAAGGUCAAGUGGACUUCUCUCAUUUUCAUGGCGAGAACCUCACGUAUUACAUGGACAAUGUCUACAACCACACGAAGCUGCACAAUAUCAUCUGUACCAAUGAACUAGCUCACCGGUUAGAGGGGACAGGUGUCACUGCAAAUUCCGUCCACCCUGGUAUUGUCAUGACAGAGGUGCUGAGACACUAUUCGUAUAGGAUCCGCUUCCUGUUAAACAUCAUUGGAUUUUUUUUUUUCAAGUCUCCAGAAGAGGGUGCAGUCAGCCCACUCUACUGCGCAGUGGCGGAGGAAACCGAGGGGAUAACUGGGAAGUAUUUUGACAGCGACUGCUCUCUGAUUCUACCCUCGGCAUUAGCACGAGACGCUGCCCUGGCAGUCAAGGACUUCGAGAUAUGUGAGAGACUGACAUCAAAGCUCUGAGACUAUUAUCAGGCAAAUGGCAGCUGACAGAAAAGGCUUAUGUUAAUCUCAUGGGAUGAAGGAAGUCUGACAUCUGGGCAAAGAGCUCUCUUUAAAACCAGCAGGCGGAUUUUCUGAAUAUAUUUCCAUAGGUAAUUACAGGGACAUGAUUUUCAAGGGAAGUAUAAAUGAAUGUUAGUUAUAUUAUUUUACAGAGAUCUAAAAUAAAUGUCACCUGAUUAGGACCACUCUAUGCUUUCUCUACAUCAAAGAGGAGAAACAUUUCCUAAAAUGACAAGUCUUUGUCAGUCCUCCUUGGCUUGGUGUGAACAACAUGUCAAAUGUGGUUAAUCACUUUGUUAUAUACUGCCCCUUUGACCAUUUCAUUAUUUCCUGUUUCAUUUUGGGAAAACUAUCUUCCUCUUAUGUCCGCUCUGGAAUCACUUCCCGUUCCAGUCUGUUUACCGCCUUUGUUAUUACCUGCUCUAAGGGCUGGAGGAUGUACUCAAACAUUUUACCUAAGUAAAAGAACAAAUAAAUACACAGAAAGUUACUCAAGUAAAAGUAAACAUAAAAGUAGAACUUCAACUUUUUUACAUUUGCUUAAGUAGAAAAGUUGAAGUUCUACUUUUAUGUUUACUUUUACGUACGUUACGUAUACGUAUAAUAUUAAAGCUAAAAGUACUUGCUCAGUAUAGCCUGUUCGCUAAUGUAUAAGUCUACUACAGCAUUAUGAGUCUCAGCCUCUUCUGAAUCCUGUUUGGAGGCGGGGUCUAACGUUACCUUCCUGACCGCUGAUUGGAUCAGUUCAUUCACCUCUCAUCAUGGAUUGCUUUAAAAAAUAUAAAUACUAAUGUAAACAUGUACAUGUAUAACUUAAUGUUCUCUUGAUGAAUUGAUAAAUUGUUUGUUCAAUAAAAUGCAAGAAAAGAG